AUAGUAUUGGAAGUUAUUUGUUCAAUAAUAAUUAACGAUGAGCUCGUAUAAAAUGUCGGUUUUCGAUAUCAAUGAAUAACAUUUUGUAGCGAAAUAAUUUACAGUUUGUGAUAGUCAUGGCUAGUAGGUACUUCAACAUAUUAGUAUGCCAUGGUGUUGAUAACAGAAAGAGGUAUUACUGACGAUUACACAACUUUAUACAUUGUUCAUGAUUUAAAUUGAUAUGCACGUAAUUUUUCAUCAAAAAAACUUCAUUCGUUGUAUUACAUAUAUUUUAUACUUUAUUAUCAAUGUCUAACGUAAAAGAAAUUCAAGAACAAAAAUCUGCACAAAAUUACGGGCCGAAGGCGACGUUGGCACAAUGUUUGGCAACAAUAGCCCAAAGUUUUCUUUAUAUCGGAUUGGGUAUGAAUGUAUCGAUGCCCGCAAUAGUCAUUCGCGACUUAUAUCAAAACCCAAACAGUGAAUUCUCAAUAACGACCACCGAGGCCUCAUGGUAUGCAAGUUUGUUGUUUAUUUUCCACCCGGUCGGAUGUUUACUAUCAGGAAUCUUGCAAGAUAAAUUCGGAAAGAAGCGCUGUAUGAUAUUUUCAAACGUUCCCAGUUUUAUAGGAUGGGUAUUGCUGUACUCCGCACAGUCAUCGAUAUCACUGUGCGCAUCGGCCUUACUGAUGGGAUUCAGCACGGGAUUAGGUGCCGAAUCUACCUCAUCAUACGUGGGAGAGAUAACGGAGCCUAGACUCAGAGGAUCUCUGGGUUCGCUGGGAAGCGCGGCGAUGAGAAUAGGCUCGUUACUUAUGUACAUUCUGGGAUUGUUUUUCGACUGGAGAACCUCAGCACUAAUCAGCACGUUCUGUCCCAUUACAUGCAUAUGCUUUGUUAUUUUCAUUCCGGAGUCUCCCAUUUGGUUGAUCGCCAAAGGACGCAAUGAAAAGGCUGAAGAGGCCAUAUGUUGGUUGAGGGGAUGGGUAGAACCUGAAAAAAUUAAACCAGAAUUUCUCGAACUGGUUCAUUACAAUGAAGUAUCUGGAACACGAAGUGGCUGCAAUACUGAUACCGACGAUAAGAAGUUUUUUUCAAAUUUAACCCAGUUCAAAAAUCCGGCGGUCUAUAGACCACUGAGAUUAAUGAUGAUUUUUUUCUUUGUAUCUUUCAUAGUCAGCAUGUUCCCUACCAGACCAUUUAUCACCAAAGUAAUGAAAGAAAUCGAUUUAUUCGAUCACCAAAACGAAUCGUUGAUUCUUCUGACAGGCUUGACGAGUAUAGGAUGCAUUAUAACAACUGCGACUGUUCAUCGAGUUGGAAAAAGAUUGUUGACUCUAUUAACAUUAACGUUAAAUACUGUUUUAUUAUUUUCACUUGGUGCAUACAUUAUUGCAGUCAAAACUGAAUAUCUAAUACCGUCUCCUUUGAUCUCAUUAACAAUUCUGUGCGGUAUUUAUUUUUUCGGCUCAUGCGGUAUUUCAUGUAUUCCCUGGAUGACACUAAUUGAAGUUUUUCCCAACAAAAGCCGAGGAGUUGCUACAUCUGCUUCCUUGGGAUUGGCCUAUAUAAUAUUAUUCACAUUAACAAAAUCAUAUUUAAUAAUUGAAAUGUAUUUAAGUCUAGAGUAUACUAUGAUUCUCUUUGGUUGUAUUGGCCUUUUUGGGUUAAUAUAUCUCUAUUUUUAUUUGCCAGAAACUGAAAAUAAAACUUUAUUAGAAAUCGAAGAAUUUUUUGCAUCAAAUUCAAAAGCUUGAACAUAGAUAAAAAUUAUACUAG
Melanaphis sacchari is the source of this 1761-nucleotide messenger RNA. Its product is annotated as facilitated trehalose transporter Tret1-like. NCBI's taxonomy places the organism in Eukaryota, Metazoa, Arthropoda, Insecta, Hemiptera, Aphididae. The transcript has 6 exons. Gene Ontology annotation, molecular function: transmembrane transporter activity. Gene Ontology annotation, biological process: transmembrane transport. The coding region runs from base 291 to 1739 and encodes 482 amino acids. The record is from RefSeq and is a predicted model, not a curated record. Gene Ontology annotation, cellular component: membrane.